Molecule: messenger RNA, 4797 nt
Organism: Mercenaria mercenaria
Lineage: Eukaryota; Metazoa; Mollusca; Bivalvia; Venerida; Veneridae
Exons: 5
Coding region: 1057-2823 (588 amino acids)
Molecular function (GO): protein binding
Source: RefSeq, a predicted model, not a curated record
AAAGUACAUAUCCUAUUACGCUACGCAUAGGAUCUGAGAACGACCUAUUCAUUGCCUCGUUCUGACGACCCUUUUGCUAGCCAAUCAGAGCCUAACUUACAACAUCUUGCAAAUCUACCUGUAGCCUUGACUUUUGAUAUUUACAAUUCUUAUGUCAUAAUGUAUCAGAUAGCCGGUUUGCUCAGUCGGUAGGCCACUUGCUUUGUAAGCGAGGGGUCCCGGGUUCGAGCCCUGGAAUGACUGCACAUUUUUCUUACUCUUUGACAUUCGAACAAGUCGUCUGACUGGAUAAAAUAAAAAUAGCAAUACUGGAAAUCCAAAAUAUACAGAAGACGAAUGUGAAUGGGUCGUUCUCAGAUCUUCGUUUAGAAGAUCAAGUACUUUAGUCAGAUUGCAACACAAAAUAAAUAAGCGGGAACAAAUUUAAAAUUAUCAGAAGUUGUAUAACUAACAUACGAAUAUUGAGAUAAAAAUGAGAGAGUUAGAGAGAGGGAGAGAGGGAGAGAGAGAGAGAGAGAGAGAGACUUGGGUAUGUCAUUUGUGAUUGAGACACUGAAACUAUAUUAUACGCAACUUAUCUAGUACCGUGUCCACCACUGCAUAGCUGUAUGAUAUGAUAAUUAAAUAAAUUUUAUACUCAAGUUAUUAUUUCGACUUUGCAUGGUGUUUCAAACGGCAUAUUUCACUAAAAUGCAUGUGUUAUGUCCUAUGACACCUUAAUAAUCACAUAAUGACGGUUUUUAGUAUUUUACAUGGUUCGUGGCAAAAUGAGUGUCCCGCCGUUACAUGACUGAAAUACUGUUGAAAAACGGCGUUAAACCCAACACAAACAAACAAAAUGAGUGUGAUAAACAUGUGUUGCUUUUCACCCGGAAUGAAUAUACUUUUUAAACAAAUAGCACGCGAAACGAAACACUUCAGGUGCAUUGAUAAAAACAAGUAAUGACCGUAUUUUAUAAUUUAACUUCCUCAAACUUUUCUGAAAUAAAUUCUAAAUAGGAAACAAACCUUAAGCUUAAAAGAGAAACUGAAUAUGUGUAAAUUUUAAAGAAGACAAUGUCUAGAAGUGAGUUCAAAAGUAACACAAGAGAGCCCACCGAAAAUUAUGAGUCAAUGAUUAUCUGUGCCGCUGCAAGCACUGCUGAAGCCUAUGAAGAUGUGGUUGAUACAGUUACUGAAAAGCCAGAAGAGUGUUAUAAUGAUUUAAUUCCCGAUAUUCCUGUAAAAGAUAAACGAAGAAUUGAUCGUAAAUUUUUGUCAUUAACAACUGGGCUGUCAUCGAAAAAGGCUUUUUCUUUCACAGGAGAAAAAGAUAUUAUUGCAAAGGCAAAGAAAAAUCUAGGUAAGGAUGGAUUAGGUGGAAAGGUCGUCAAACAGAUGACUAAGCUUAAACAGAAUGUUGAGAAAAAAUUUGGAUCAUCGGAAAACGACCAAAACAAAAUGUCUUCCUUUCAUGUCAAAGCCUCUCCAAAAUUCUUUCGCCGGAAAUCGGAAGGACAUGUUGCACACAGCAAGAACAAAGGCAACAUUUCUAAGGACAACGCAUUGCAAAGUCCUAAGUUAGAUUAUCACAACUGGAGAAUACAGCCGAGUUUAGAAUUCAAGACAGAUGUCAAAUUGCCUGAUAUUGAGAACGGAAAGGCAGUUCAAGACGAAUCAAAUAUGUCAUCCGGUAAUAAUCAAUCAGCCGGUUCUCGAGAAAAUUUUUCCUGUAAAGAUAACAAGACAGGUUCUGAGGACGACUACCUGGUACCUGGCAAUGAAUUUCGAUCAGCAGAAACGUUCUCUAAAUAUUUAGCUCGAAAGAACGAGAGAACAAAUGAAAUAUUAGUAGAAGGAAAUUGCAUAAAUGAUCCGGAGAAAGAGACAAAUGACCAUGAUAAUGUUUACGAAGGUUUUUGUUUUAAAAAUGAAAAAGUCACGGGAAAAGUUUUAGAAAAUGAUAAGACGAUACAUGUAGAAACUAAAGAUACGAAUAAACCAAAAUGUAGCAAAACUAGUGACACUUUGAUGCUAACACGAAAAGAAGAAAAACUUGAAGUACACAAAUCGGAAGGACAUGUUGCACAUAGCAAGAACAAAGACAACAUUUCGCAGGACAACGCAUUACAAAGUCUUAAGAUAGAUUGUCACAAUUGGAGAAUACAGCCGAGUUUAGAAUUCAAGACAGAUGACACAUUACCUGAUAUUGAGAACGGAAAGACAGUUCAAGACGAAUCAAAUUUGUCAACCGGUAGUACUCAAUCAGCCGGUUCUCGAGAAUUUUUUUCCUGUAAAGAUAACGAGACAGGUAGUGAGGACGACUACCUGGUACCUGGCAAAGAAGUUCGAUCAACAGAAACGUUUUCUCAACAUCUAGCUCGAAAGAACAUAAAAACAAAUGAGAUAACAGUAGAAGGAAAUUGCAUAAAUGAUCCGGAGAAAGAGACAGAUGACCAUGAUGAUGUUUACGAAGUUGUGUGUUAUAAAAAUGAAAAAGUCACGGUAAGAGUUUCAGACAAUGGUGAGAAGAUAGAUAUAAAAAAUAGAGAUUCGAUUGAACCAGAAUGUAGCAAUACUAGUGACACUUUGAAGCCAACCCCAAAUGAAGAAAAGCUUGAAGUACAGGGUUUCGAUAUCACAUCAUUGAAGUUGGAAGAUGUGAAGGCGGUGCUUCUUGAUUUGGGUCUUGAGAAAUAUGUCGAUGUGUUUGAGAAGGAACAUAUUGAUGGUCUUAUAUUAUCAAAAUUGUCUGCUGAAGAUUUCCGUUCGGAAUUCGGGAUGUAUAAGUUAGAAGUAAUCCGUCUAUGGGAAUUUGUCAAAUCUGGUCAUGUUCCAAAAUGACACAAUUUACUGUAAGUGAAAUCAAAAGUCCAAGCACACACUGGAACUACACAGAUGAAAUAAUUAAUACAUUGAAUAAAGGAGUGUUAUUGCAAGUAAUCAUAAUGUAACAACAAAGAUGAAAGCAUUAAUACAUUGCACCAAGAAGUGCUAUUGUAAGUAACGACAGUGUAACUACCAAAAUGAAAGUAUUGAUAAAUUGAAUCAAUGAGUAUUAAUAAAUUGAAUCAAUGAGUGUUACUGAAAAUACUGACGAUGGAACUACAAAGACGAAUGUAUUAAUACAGAAUCGUAUAAUGCUUAAAUCAAAGCCAAAUCAAAGUAACGAAGAAAACUAUUUUGAUGCAUUUUUAUACUAAUGUUCCUGGCUCAGGUGAUGUAGUAGAAGUUACUGCAGACACGGGUGGACACCUUUGUAGAACCACUGUCUUUCUGCAAGCCAAGUUUUAUUUGACUUUAUAUAUUCAUUCGAUUGUUUAGGUAGACAUGUUUAUAUUAUUUGUCAAUCAUCGAUGUACAUGUAUUCGGAGAUAUUACCAUAAUUGUUUGUAAUAGAAAAGCAUGAAGAACUUUACUAAUUGAUUUCUAAUCCCCGCUGAACAUGUCUUACAUUAUCUUGUAAUUUUUUAUUUAUGGACGUUUAAUCUUAUGAAUAUAUUAAUUAAAGACAUUUUGAGAUAACUGAUACACAGGUAAUCGCAAUGGACGACAGCUAUUUCACUCAUCGAGUACGUAUUAAUCAGUUACCGGUAAUUCAUAUUUCUUUAACUUUAUAGCAGAUCAGGUAUUCAGUGGAAAGGUUUUUUUUAUCAUACAUUUGUAAAACAAGACUAUUGACAAGCAAUUAAAGGCUACAUCCGAAAGGGGCAUUUGUCAUACUGGUUACCAUAGGAACCACAUUUUUCACUUUGAAAUAUAACCUUUAAGACUCAUAUUCUCUGAAUAAUCUACCAUGUACAAAUCAAGUUUCCAAAUUGUCUUUUAUCUAUUUUGACCUAUUUACCAAAUUACACGGAAAAACAUAUUGUACUUUACCGCAGAAUCCCACGUCAUAUUUUGGACUCCUCGAGUCAGUCGUGAUUCUAGAGUCAACAAUGAUCCAACGAGUGGUGUUUCCCAUUUUCAUAAACGCUACGAACCAGUCUCCAACUUAUUUAAAUAACAUUAAAAUCUUUCGUGGUGGUUACGAGAGUCAAGGUGCGGCUUCGGUACUUUUUUGGAAUAUAUCGAAUAAUUCUAAAUCUAAUGCAUCAAGUAACUCUUCAUAUAAACAAACUAUAUGAAUGUAGUUAUGUACGUUCAGAUCAAACAUUUAUAAGCGUUAAUAUGUAGUUUUUAUAUUCUCGACGAUAGUCUUUAAGCUUCUCCAAGAAAUGACAACAGAAGAAAAUAAAGCUGUGUUGUGGAAGAAAGGAGACAUUCUUUUACAUUUGUUAAAUUCAUUCCCGAAUGGAAAGCUUCAAUUAAGUUGGCAGUAAUGUGUAUACGUCUUACAAAGUCAAGGGGUUGGUCAUUUUAGUUAAGCGUACACUUGAAGUACAACUGCUCAUUGUAUAUUGUAAUGAUAUUUUGUGUAUAAAGCACUUGUAAAUAUAAAAUCACAAUAUACACACAAAGACAUCUCAGAAGUUUCUAAACUAAUUACUUGAUACCAUGACAACAAACAGCGGACAUUUGGAAGGUCGACGAAUGGCCUUGGAUGAUCUAAAGCGAAAUGGAUGUAGAUACAGUGUGUGAAAUGUUAAGCCCUGAAGUAGUUAAAGGUCUUAAGUCGUGUAUUACUACUAAUAAGAUUUUAAUUGGAAAGAUAGUCAUUGAAAAAGAGAUAGGCAAACAUCUUUUGGAACUGGGAUUUCAAGUUAAGGAAAUUAAAAUCCAUACACUUAUUUGGAUUUGUCUUACAUUAAAUGAUAAAAGGUAAGACGAAACCAUUGAGAAGUACGGAUACAUUUCAAGAUAAACGGAAUGCGGAAA